UGGUGUAAGGCCAGCCAGCGCAGCUGCCACUUCCAAUCGCGGCGUGCCCAGACCUCAGGGAGGAACAUGGCAGCAGCUCAGGGAGCAGGAAGCAGCUCAGCCGGGCCAUCCGGACUCCCCGGUUCUGCCCCGGGGCACAGCAGCAACUCCUCGGCAGUGGCAGUGUGGGAAUGGCAGGAUGAAUUUGGCAGGUGGAGGCCAUACCGAGGGAAUGUCUGCAGCUACAUUGAACAGGUUUUUCAGGCCUCUCAGCAGAAGGGCCGGCGUUCGGGGUCAGGGCUUGUCAGCAGCAUCCCUUUGGGACAUGUGGAUCCUGUCUUGGCCCCCUACGUCAUCGACAUCCCAAGCUUGACGCAGUUCCGGCAGGAUACAGGGACGAUGCGGGCUGUCCGCAGGCACCUCUUCCCCGGGGACUCUGCUGCCGGGCAGGGCAUCAUCUGGGAGUGGCAGAACGAUGAAGGUGGGUGGUCCCCCUACGAGAUGAACGUCUGUGUGUUCCUGGAGCAAGCCCGUGCCACGAACCACCAGCGAGUAGAUCUCGGACCCUUGGGCUAUAACUAUGAAGUUGACUUUGUGGCUCAAGUCCAGACCAACAAGACCACGAGGUUCCGCCGUGGCGUUCAGAGACGCUUGGACGCCCCGUACCCAGUGACAGCCUCCUCAGCACCCCUUCACGCGGGGGUGGCUUGUUCCUGCCAGCAGUGCUGGCUAAAUGGUGGGACUGGUCCCAUCACCACGCGCUACCGGCACUCCAUGAUAAACUUUCCCAACUCUUCCACUACUCAUCAGGUUUCCAGUAGGACAGCGUCAGUAAGUUCUUCCAGCGUUGGCUUCGUGCCCUAUAACAAACCGACUUUGUCUGGAGCAAGGUCAACACCAAAACUCAAUGCACAGAGCACCUGGGCUUUGCCUCAAGCUGGGGGCCCCAGCACAGGACUGUCUGCAUCUAACGGAGUCAG
Molecule: messenger RNA, 959 nt
Organism: Pelecanus crispus (Dalmatian pelican)
Lineage: Eukaryota; Metazoa; Chordata; Aves; Pelecaniformes; Pelecanidae
Source: RefSeq, a predicted model, not a curated record